Messenger RNA from Melampsora larici-populina 98AG31, 708 nucleotides. RefSeq lists its product as uncharacterized. Bases 1 to 708 code for a protein of 235 amino acids. The record is from RefSeq and is a predicted model, not a curated record. The transcript has a single exon. NCBI's taxonomy places the organism in Eukaryota, Fungi, Basidiomycota, Pucciniomycetes, Pucciniales, Melampsoraceae.
AUGAACUCGAAGAAACCUUCCCACCUCACUCUUUACAUUCCAGGACCCAUGAAGAUGGAGAGAGCUCAGGAUUUAGGUUCCCAAACCACAUCCGAUUUCGAUCAUCGUUCUCCUACCAGUCGAGUUUCGGCCAGCGUGAUCCUCACCCUAGAUUUCUUACUUAUCUCAGUCUUAUGCCUCACUUUUAGUAACUCGUCUCAUAUCUUCAAUUCAACCAGUUUAAGUACCAUCACAAGUGAAAGGAACGGAUGUCAAGCAUAUGAAAAUCUCACACCUUGGUCUUCUCAAAGCCAGUAUUGGUUGAUGUGGUAUGCUUGGUUUAAGAUGGCUAGUGGAGUGAUUAUCUUGAAUCGAGGUUUACCAACUCGUCAAGGUUGGAUAAAAGUAUCCUCAACCAACUAUUUAAUUUUCUCUAUCUUUAUCAGUCUCUUAGGAUUUGUUGCUUUACAAGUCAAUCGAUUACUUCCAUCUGCUUUAAACAAUCAAGAAGGAUUCUUAAUUCAAUUAACCGAAACUUUUCUUUGUUCAAUUAUCUCUUUAUUCUUUUUGGCUAUUCCUGGAUUUUGUGCUUAUUGGGCUCUUUCAGGUAUUCUUCAUGAGAUUUGUAGACUUUCGGUUUGUUGUUUUGGUUCUUCGAAAUCUUAUGAUGAUCAGGAUCUAGAAGUUUGUUCUGAACCUUAUGAUCAACUUCCAGCUUAUUACGUUUGA